AUGGCCGUCGCCGCCUCAGCCCCCGACGCCAGUCCUCGCCCGCCGCUCAUCAACUACGUCGUCUCCUUCGUCCUCGUCAGCCUCGCCUGGGGCCUCACCACGCCCUUUAUCCGCCGCGCCGCGCGCUCCCACCGCCCGCCGGCCCACGCGCUGCUCGACUCGCCCGCCGUGCGCGACUCGCCCGUGCGCGCCCGCCUGCUCGCCGCCUUUUUCGCCGUCGUCGACCUUGUCCGCAACCCGCGCUACGCCGUCCCGCUCUUGAUCAACCUCACCGGCAGCGUCUGGUUCUUUCUCCUCAUUGGCCAGGCCGAGCUGAGCUUGACGGUGCCCAUUGUCAACACGCUUGCCUUUCUCUUCACCAUCCUCGGCGAAUGGUACGUCGAGGGCAAGGUCAUCAGUAAAGAUACCGGUCUCGGCAUGGCUCUGUCGCUCGCCGGCAUUGCCUUGUGUGUCCAUAGCAAGACCUGA
Molecule: messenger RNA, 468 nt
Organism: Hirsutella rhossiliensis
Lineage: Eukaryota; Fungi; Ascomycota; Sordariomycetes; Hypocreales; Ophiocordycipitaceae
Product: putative transmembrane family protein
Exons: 3
Coding region: 1-468 (155 amino acids)
Source: RefSeq, a predicted model, not a curated record